AUGGCAGAAACACCUCAAGAUGAAGCCGCCAAAGCGCGCAUCAUCAAACACAUGAACGCAGACCACGCCGACUCCCUCUCCUACUACCUGCAACACUUCUGCAAGCUAUCCUCUCGAGUCUCCCACGGAGCCACCCUCUCCUCAAUCGCCCUCUCCUCCAUGACACUGGAAACGACCGACGGGAAAACACACACCAUCCCCUUGAACCCUCCCAUGAAAUCGUGGUCCGAAGCACGAACAAGAAGUGUAGAAAUGGACCGCGAAGCCCGCUCCGCUCUCGACAUCUCCUCAAUCCGCAUCACAGAAUACGAACCACCUCGAAAAGCCGUCCAGGUCAUCCUCUUCGCUAUCUUGACUCUGACAUGGCUGGCAUGUCUAUUCCAGUCGUUUGUCGUGCCGGGGACUGAGUUGUAUAAGAUCGCCGGGUUCUAUCCUGGGGGCGCGGAGAUGUUUUUGUGGAUUGUGCGGAAGAUGACUCUGCCAUUUAUUGGAUUGCAUAUCUUGGAGACAUUCUUUUUGGAUCGGUUGAGGUUGAGGAAGCAUGGGGUUGUGAGGGGGACGGCGGUUUGGUGGAAGUGGAUUGGGAGUUGUUUGAUUGAGGGGUUUGCGUGUUUUCAGAGGAUUGAUGCGACGAUCGAGAGGAAGACAAAGGAGGCUGAGAAAGCGGAGCAUUAG
Molecule: messenger RNA, 675 nt
Organism: Cadophora gregata
Lineage: Eukaryota; Fungi; Ascomycota; Leotiomycetes; Helotiales; Ploettnerulaceae
Exons: 1
Coding region: 1-675 (224 amino acids)
Source: RefSeq, a predicted model, not a curated record